Molecule: messenger RNA, 1098 nt
Organism: Trichobilharzia szidati
Lineage: Eukaryota; Metazoa; Platyhelminthes; Trematoda; Strigeidida; Schistosomatidae
Source: the annotation of a GenBank genome assembly
AUGCUGCAAACAAUCGCAUUGAUUAUUUUACUCGUACUGUUCUUUACUAUAAUCGUCGGCAAUCUUACUGUACUUGGUGUGAUAUUCUCACGGAAAAUUAAAACUCAUAUGAAAGUAUUCAUUAUCAACUUAGCGAUUACAGAUUUGUUUGUUGCAAUCGGUGGAAUUCUACCGGAGAUCAUUUGGAAUGUUACGAUUAUUUUCUAUGCACCUAAUUUUGUGUGCAAAUUGGUGAAGUACGUGUCUACCACUAUAACAUAUGGAAGUUCGUUUGCACUAAUAGCAUUGAGUAUUGAUCGUGCAGAAGCUGUCUGCCGACCACUACGAGCAACUUCAUCAAAAUUCAGCAAAAAACAACAAGCUCUAAUGUUAAUUGGAUCUGCAUGGUUUGCAGCUUUACUAUGUGGUAUUCCAGCAGCAUUUCUUGCACACAAGGUGAACGAAGGUACACAACUUGAAAAUUGUAGAUUUGAUUUCAGUAAAAUUAGUCCCCAAGCAUAUUUAACCUCUAUUGCUUUAUCAGUAUUUGUUAUACCAGCCUGCAUUAUAGCUACUUGUCAUAUAAUCAUUGUGAUUUCAAUAUGGCGAGCAUCCAAAUUUCAAAAAUUCAGAAUCAACGACCUACCAGAAGUACGUCACAGAUCAUCACCAGUACAUAAAGCUGACAGUCAUCCGUCUGUAGCAACAAUUACAAUAUCAACUGGAAAGGCAAAUUAUUUAUCACGAGAUAGAAAGAGUAUAGGCAUGAAUACGUCUGGACAAAAAUAUCAGCCGAAACACAGAGCAUCUGAGUUCACACGUCGGCAAAUCAAUCAUAAACAUGUACAUUCUAGUUCUAUAUCAAGAGCAAAAGUGAAAACGGUUAAAAUGACUUGUCUUAUAGUCUCAGCUUAUGUUAUUUGUUGGUGUCCAUUUAUGGUUUGGAAUUUACUCGUCACUUAUGGAUAUAUGAGACAGUGGGCUCCACAUUUAAUGAAGUAUUCACCAAUUAUCCAACAUUUAGUACCUCUUAAUUCUACAGCAAAUCCUGUGAUAUUCUGUAUAUUUAAUGCGAAGAGUUUCAUUCGGCGAAGGCGAAGGACAACUGGUAUAAUGUAA